Messenger RNA from Pyricularia pennisetigena, 1071 nucleotides. RefSeq lists its product as uncharacterized. Bases 1 to 1071 code for a protein of 356 amino acids. Lineage: Eukaryota; Fungi; Ascomycota; Sordariomycetes; Magnaporthales; Pyriculariaceae. The transcript is spliced from 2 exons. The record is from RefSeq and is a predicted model, not a curated record.
AUGGUGCUGCCAAGGCUCCUCGUGUCCCUCGCGGCCCUCGCCGGCGCCGCGUCGGCGCAGAGCAUGAAGUUCAUCAACCCCCCGCCUCAGGGCAGCGAGCCGAACCCGGCCAAUUUCCCCAAAUUCCAACAGGGGAGCACAGUGACGGUGCGGUGGACCAAGGGCCCGGCCGGCAAGGCCAUGAGCCUUACGCUGUGGCAGCUGGAUCAGAAUACGAUGCAGUUCUUUGGGGACCUGGAGUAUUUGAGUCAAAACUUCAUCGACAAAGACUCCUACUCGUGGCUGGUAGCAACAAGGAAAGACCUCAAAAAGUCCAACCUCUUCUACUUUGCCAUAUUCCAAGAGGGCUCCGUGGUAUCCGACUCCAACAGCCAAUACUUCAACAUCACAGUUCCUCCCGAGGCACCUCCGACCACAACGGCCAAGACGUCCACGACAGCCACGACAGCCACGACGACCAGCGCAGCUACCCCCUCGGCAACGACACCCGCCGCCGGGGCCGUGACCUCCACCCCGGCUUCCGGUCAGGGCGAGAGCAACAACAGCGAGAGUAACAACCAAGACUCUGGGUUGAGCACGGCAGCCAAAAUCGGCAUCGGCGUCGCGGUGCCGUUAGCCGUGUUGGCAGCCAUAGGCGUCGGCGCGUGGAUGUGGUUCAGGAGACGCAAGACAGCUGCCGACAACGCGGCCGGGCAGCCCAUGUUGGGCGCGGGCGGGGGAGGCCACGGAGCAGGAGGUAUGCUCGAGGCUGGUGGCGGCAACAGUUACAACCCUGCCGAGUUCCCAGGGUCACCGUCGGCCAUGACAACGACAACAACGGCGGCUGCCGGGACGCCAUCACAGUGGGUGCCGGCGACGGCCACGACGCCUGGGUACUGGAGCAGUGGCGGCGCGGCCGGGGCCGGGGGAGAGGAGACCAACAAGUUUAUGAUGGGCAAUUACUACCAGCCACCCCUGGCAGAGAUGGGUCCCGGAUCGCCAAGGCCGACUGAGAUGAGUGCGACGGAGGUACCGAGGAGGGAGGUGUAUGAGAUGCCGACGCCGGAACCCCAUUCGGCGGUUCCGAGGUAG